Messenger RNA from Monopterus albus (swamp eel), 1988 nucleotides. It is a transcript of the gene polr3c, whose product is annotated as polymerase (RNA) III (DNA directed) polypeptide C. The transcript is spliced from 13 exons. Gene Ontology annotation, cellular component: RNA polymerase III complex. The record is from RefSeq and is a predicted model, not a curated record. Bases 117 to 1754 code for a protein of 545 amino acids. Gene Ontology annotation, molecular function: single-stranded DNA binding. Lineage: Eukaryota; Metazoa; Chordata; Actinopteri; Synbranchiformes; Synbranchidae. Gene Ontology annotation, biological process: DNA-templated transcription.
AGGAAAAAAAGGAAGAAGAAUAACGGAAGUGCUCAUGUGUUGUCAACGAGAAGUCGCAUGUGUUUAAUCUUCAGUGUUUAGGUUACCCUUUUCCUACAAACUUGUUUACCGAAAAGAUGACUGCCCAGGAGGUGCGUCUGUGUGGUCUGCUGCUGCGAGAGCAUUUUGGUGAAGUGGUGGAGAAAGUGGGAACACACCUGCUGAGAAAUGGAACACAGAAUUUAAGAACCAUCAUUCAUGAGACUGGCAUCCCAGUGGACUUGGUAAAGAAGUCUCUGUGUGUGCUUGUGCAGCAUGGAGCCUGUGUGUUCAGCUCAGGCCGUAAAGGACCUGGGAGCCCUACAGAGUAUCAGACCGGCUGUGAUCGGAUCCUGAGAAUUCUGCGAUACCCACGUUACAUCUACACUUCUAAAACACUGUAUGGCGACACUGGAGAGCUAAUCAUAGAGGAGUUACUACAGCGAGGUCAUAUGACCAUGAGCAGUACAGUGAAGACUGUGGCUGACCGCCUCACACAGAACAUGGAGGAGGGACACAGCAUGGAUUACAGUGAAGUGUCUUCCACCUUCUCCAAACUGGUGGAGACUCAUUUUCUUCAGCGCUGCCCUCCACUUGCACAAAAAACAGAUGUGAUGACUACAGCUACUCCUGCUACUCCUGGUGCCCCUGCUGACCCGGUUAGCACCACUCUGUCUACACCAGAGAGUUUCCCUGACUGCUACAAGGUACCUCACGUGACACUCAUCGGGCGAGGCAAGCGUCAACUCUCCGGUGACGAUGGAGAGGACCAAAAGAAUGCAAAGAAGGCUCGGCUAGAUUCAGAUACACAUGGUGACGAGGGGAUUUACUGGCAGGUGAACUUUGAGAGGUUCCACCUCCACUUCAGAGACCAGGCUAUCAUCAGUGCUGUAGCUAAUAAACUGGACCAGACUACCAGUGAGAUAGUGAGGACUAUGCUGAGGAUGAGUGAGGUGAUGACUGCACCCACAGCCACCUGCACAAAGCCCCUGUCAGCCAAUGAGAUCUUCAGGUCCCUCCCAACCAGCUACAACAUCAGCAGACCCAUCUUAGACCAGUACCUCACUCUGCUGGUGGAUGAUCCGAUGGAGUUUGUGGGGAAGGCUGGUGAAAGUGGAGGAGGGGUGUAUGUUGUCAAUCUGCACAGAGCGCUGGCCAAUCUGGCCCGGGCCACACUUGAGUCUGUUGUUCAGGAGAGAUUCGGCUCCCGUUCAGCACGCAUCUUCCGUCUGUUGCUAAGGAAACGUCACCUGGAGCAGAAGCAGGUGGAGGAUUUUGCCAUGAUUCCAGCCAAGGAGGCUAAAGACAUGCUGUACACACUGCUUUCACAAAACCUGGUCCAGCUACAGGAAAUCCCAAAGACACCAGACUAUGCUCCCUCUCGCACCUUUUAUCUUUACACCGUUAGCCAACUCCCAACUGCAAGAAUGCUGCUACAGAACUGCUACAAGACAGUGGCCAACCUCAUAGAGAGACGACUGUUCGAGACCAAAGACAGCAAGCGUCUGCUAGAGAAAUCCCAGCGAAUCGAGGCCAUCCUGGCAUCUCUGCAGGCCAGCGGCGCUGAACCUGAACAGCUGACAGAAGUCGAGGAGAUGAUCACCGCUCCUGAAAAGCAGCAGCUUGAAUCCUUACGGGUUCACAUCAACAAGUUAGAUUCAGCAGAGAAUCAGGUAGAUGAAACUAUCUUUCUGCUAGAGUCCUACAUCAGCUCCACUGCCACACUCACAAGUUGAGUCAGAUGUACGAGCAUUACAACUCAUCCAAAAGACGGAGGGAACUGUUGUCACUACUUUUUAUGAGUGAAUGCUGUCAAGUGUGAGUGUUUUAUAGCUUACAACUGGGAUGUUUCAGUUUGAAGUGGAAUAAAAUUUUAAUUUUUAUUACAUGCAUCAGCAAAUGUAUAAACAGUACAAGAAUAUUUCUUUUCAACACUUUUAAUUCCAUAAUUGAACAAAUGCAAAACUGUA